Molecule: messenger RNA, 1311 nt
Organism: Schistocerca serialis cubense
Lineage: Eukaryota; Metazoa; Arthropoda; Insecta; Orthoptera; Acrididae
Product: serine/threonine-protein phosphatase 6 regulatory ankyrin repeat subunit A-like
Exons: 1
Coding region: 1-1311 (436 amino acids)
Molecular function (GO): protein binding
Source: RefSeq, a predicted model, not a curated record
AUGGAAUUUCCAUCGCCAGAGCUGCACGAGGGCCUGCUGCACGAGAUGAUCGAAAUGCUCGACGAAGCAGGGCUCCACAGUAUGGCGUAUCAGAUGAAGGCAGCCUGGGACAGUGGGGCAUUUGAUGAGGCGAUGUUGCUCAAUGCAGUACUAAGAGGUGACGUAGAAUGUGUGCAACAGCUGAUCGAGGCCGGGGACGACGUCAACGCACAGUUCAUUAAUGGUGCUACAGCUACGCAUUUGGCAGCAGUUGCUGGGAAUGUCGACUGCUUAGGGUCGCUACUCUCAGCUGGUGCUGACGUCAAUGUGAAAGACAAGUCAGGUGGGACUCCCCUGCACACAGCAGCAGGGAUGGGCAGGGCCCAGGCUGUGAAGCUACUGCUGGCCGCUGGUGCAGAGGCGCUUGACCAGGACUCGGAAUGUCGCACUCCGCUGCAUUUGGCAGUCAAAUCAAGGAAUGCAGAAUGUGUCACGUUGCUGGCCAAUGCAAAGAAAAACCUGGACUUGAGAGACCUGAAAGGUCUCACAGCCCUGCACCAUGCUGCGUGGAAUGGUGACGUCGAAAGUGUGAGGCACCUGUUGGGUGCAGGCGCCCAAGCCAGCCCGGUGACUGACAAACUGGGAACACCUCUGGACGUGGCAGCAUCGAGGGGUAACGACGAGUGCGUGAGGUUGCUGCUGCAGGCGGAGGCGGAUCCGACAACGAGGACCUUUGGCGGUUUAACCGCGCUGCACCAUGCCUUACUGGCUGGCAGACCAGAGAGUGUGAGGCAACUACUGGAAGCGGGAGCAGACAUCCAAGAGAAGGAUAUUUUUGGCACCACACCUCUAGUCUGUGCAGUAUCAUUCAGCAGUCCAGCUUGUGUCAGGGUGCUGGUGGAGGAAGGAGCUGUUCUCAACGCGAGGGACAGGUCUGGUCCAACAGCACUGCACUAUGCUGCAUUGAUGGGCAAGGCUGAGAAUAUGAAGUUACUGCUUGACUCUGGUGCUGACGCGCUUGCCCAGGACCCCAGAAGCUGCACACCACUGCACGUCGCAUCCUUCAUGGGUAAAGCCGAAUGUGUCAGGCUACUGCUGAGGAACGGAGUUGACGUGAACGAGAGGGACAGCAAAGCCUUAACACCACUGCACUAUGCAGCAUUGAGUGGCAAGACUGAGAUUGUGAAGCUACUGCUGGACGCUGGUGCAGAUGCACUUGCCCAGGACUCGCUAAGUUGCACACCACUGCACUACGCAGCCUUCUGGAGGAAUAAAGUGUGUGUUAUAAUGUUACUGUAUGCAGCCUGGGUCAGACACAGAGCAAGCAAAUGA